CCGUCCUACGCAAGAGCGACCACUUCCGAUCUGCAUGCGCUGGCUGUCGCUUGUCGCUGCGGCCGUCGGUCUGUUCCCUACGGCUUACGGCGCGACAUGCUCGUCGUCGAGUACGUGCAACCUGAACGUCAAGUGCUCGCUGCCAUUGACGCAGCUCAGCGUCGGUGACGCGACUACGUGCCAACAAGCAAGUACAACUUCGCCUUGCUUGUCCUGCGCCGGCGUGGGCCAGCAGUGCUACAACGCCCCCGAGUGCAAAGAUUCGCUCUUUUACUGCGAGUUUUUGACGGCAGCCCAAGUGGCUGCGCUGCCAGCAGGUCACCCGUGUCUGUCGACGGCGUGUCAACUGAGCAAGCAAAGUCCCGCGUGCAUUGCUUCCACGUUCCAAGCGUGCUGCGUGCCGGGCACACCGGGCUGCACCCAAACGGUGGCCACUUCGGGCUGCACGCCGAGCGGGUGCAGCUACUUCAUGGGGCAGCCGACCAUCACGCCCAACUACUCGGCGAUCGCGUGUCCAUUUGCAGACGCGUCGGCCACGUGUGCGACGCCGCAGUGCAACGCAUCGUCCAUCUUUCGCCAGAUCGUCAACGUGUUUGCGGCCAACAUUGGCUGCUCGGGCAGCUUUUGCAUUCCGGCGCUCAUUCCUGGCGUGUGCGCAGCCGGCGUCAACCUCACGGCGUCGACGACCGCGUCGUUUCCGGGCUGCACCAACUACUUGGUGGACUAUUGCAACAAGAACCCUUCCGAUGUCGGCUGCCACCAAGUGUGUCCGUACAACUGCAACCUCCAAGCCAACUGCCCGUGCAAGUCGAGUGCGUGCGCAGCCGUCAACGCGGCGCCGCUCUGCGUGCGCAACACUGGCGUCUGCGCCAACUUUCGCAAGCUCUUUGUCAACGCCAUGUUUACGCAGCGCUACUUCCAACCCGCGUCCGACAACUUGGCGUACGCCAAGAACCGCGCCGGACCGCCCACGACGCCGUUUCAGUGGUCGGCCAGCCUCACGCAGGCGCGCGCCGACUGCAACGCGCUCGUCACUGAUCUCGGCGACAACAUUGCGUCGUGCGUCACCACGUCGUUUGCCUACUGCAACGCCAAUCCGUGGGACCCGGCAUGCAAGAGUGAUCUGAGCGUCUGCGGUGACGGCAUUGUGUCGUGGCUUGAAACGUGCGACGAAGGACCGAACGUGACGGCGACCGGCGGCUGCACGGCGUGCAAGACGAAUCUCAACUGGGAGUGCUACGCGCAAGGCACGCCGUGCAAGCGCUGCCUGCACCAGACGGGCUACGUGCUCGACAUGCCCAACCCGGGCGUGUGUCCCUUCUGCGCCAACCUCCAGACCGGCAAUACGUGGCCCUGCGCCACGACGACGCCGUGUGCGGUGACGACGACGCUGCCGCAGAAGAUCGCGUGCGACAACUAUGUGCAAAAUCCGUCGACGGGUGACGUCGGCAGGGCAAACCUGCCACCAGUGCCAGCGGUAACAAAAGAAGCCGGCGCGACGCCAGCCCCCUUCACUUGGCCCUCGUACUUCCGACCGUGGGACCGCGACGUGAGCAAGAAGAACGACAAGAAGCCCUAG
Molecule: messenger RNA, 1579 nt
Organism: Saprolegnia diclina VS20
Lineage: Eukaryota; Oomycota; Saprolegniomycetes; Saprolegniales; Saprolegniaceae
Exons: 7
Coding region: 35-1579 (514 amino acids)
Source: RefSeq, a predicted model, not a curated record